Messenger RNA from Lytechinus pictus (painted urchin), 7015 nucleotides. Its product is annotated as zinc finger CCHC-type and RNA-binding motif-containing protein 1-like. Gene Ontology annotation, biological process: mRNA splicing, via spliceosome. Gene Ontology annotation, cellular component: U12-type spliceosomal complex. Bases 2664 to 3155 code for a protein of 163 amino acids. Lineage: Eukaryota; Metazoa; Echinodermata; Echinoidea; Temnopleuroida; Toxopneustidae. The transcript has 3 exons. The record is from RefSeq and is a predicted model, not a curated record.
GUAAAAUCCAGUUUUGAGAAAAAGCCAUUUCCCAUAGAGAUUGCACACAAAAUGAGCGAAAAUGACAUGCCUCUAUAACUUGCCAUUUUUUAGGAUGAUCCGUUCCUUUAAAUGUUAAUAUAGCCAUUAAGUUAGAAAGAGUAUGUAUUCAGCUACAACAUAUUAAAAAACUGGGCGAAAAUUGACCAAUAUUUACGGAGUUAUAGUAAUAUUUGCAAAAUUAUUAAAACGUCAUAAAACAAAAAUGGAAAAUUUUUGUUCCGACGCCAUUUUGAUGACGUCAUGAUAAAAUUUAGGGUCAAAUGUGACAUGAAAUCACAUCUACAAUUCAUACUCUAUCGGAAUAUAAAAGAAUAUUUGAGGGUCAACGGACUAUCCGAAGAGUUAUAUUAAAUUUUGUAAAGGCAUGUUUUUCCACAUAUUUGGCCUAUUGUGAACGCGCGCGUGCGCGCGUUAUUAAAAAAUUGAUAGAAGCUUAUUCCUUUACUACUGGUCGUAGAAGGUUGAUCAAGGUAUCAAAUUAAUCAGAAUUUCAUAAUAAAUGCAUUGAUGUAAAAGAAACGGCGAUUUUACAUUGCGUAACGACGUUACGCGCGUGAACGCGCGCUAAAACGCGUGAGCGCGCAAAUUCUUGAAAUGCUUCAAAUGACCUGAUUCGUACUCUACUUUGAUCAAAAAGUGAUUUUGAGCAUUUUAAAAUUUUGACGCGCGCGUACAUGCGCGUCGUGACGUGUUAAUGACGUUUGAUCACAUGGACAGUUGACCCAUGAUUUGAAGUUAAUUUCAUGUUAAUAUUGUUCAUUUUUGAUGAUUGAUGAUGGAGAUAUUGUUGAUAAUGUGAUUUUACAAAAUGGCGCGUAGAUGACGUCACGAUGACCAUUUGACGUUGAACUUGUUUCGUACACAUCGCAUUAUAACUGUGCAUAAUUGAUAAUAAUUUGAUGAAAAUUGAUAGAACAGUUUUUCUGAUUUUGGUGGAACAAGAAAAGGGUGGAAAAAGAAAAAUAAAUAAAAAGAAUAAAUAAAUAAAAAAGAAAAUUCGUAGAAACACAAGAGGUGAUCUGUCAACAGACAGAUCACCUAAUUAGUUAACAAAUUUUUUGAGUUAAAGUUUAUUAAAAAAACACUACUUAAGAAAAAAACUUAAAACAAAAACAAUUAAAACUAUAAUAAUUUUUUUAAUUUUCAAAAAUAUGUCUUUUCAUUUUUUUUUUAUAUUGAAUGAUUUUGUGUAGAAAGUUGGCGAACCUCAUGUAAUGUAGCUCGACCAGAUUGUAGAAAAAAAUAAAGAAAUACCCCCCACCCGCCCCAAAAAUAUAUUGUUAUUUUUUAAUUAAUUUCUUAUAAAUUGUGACAAUCUGUUUUCUAGUUAUAAUUUCGAUAUCAUUUGCACAGCUUUGGUGAACCUCAUACCAAAUGGACCCCACUCCCUCCGAAAAAAAAACCAAAUUUAAAAUCAGAAGUCCGACAAAUAAGAACUUGUUAGGAGAGGGGAUUCGAAAAAUGUCCAUAAUUAACCGAUUUAAAAGGGUACUCCGAGCUGAAAAUAAUUUCAUCAAAUGUAAGCAAAUGCUGCAAAUUUCAUCAAAAUCUGAUAACAACUAGAUCUAAAGUAAAAGGGGUUUUCAUGCAUUAUAAAAACAGUUAUAUGCACGUCUUAAUAAAUAUUCGUUAGAUGGGCUGAUGAUGACACCUCACUUUAACUUGUCUUAUAUCAAAACAUGAAAUCAUACUUAUUUUAUUUGGUCAUACGUGUGUGAAUGAUAUGUCACCCUUUUGCAUUAAUUAAUAUCUAGUCUUGGAGGGGGGGGGGAAUAGAACAAACAUAAUUUCAUGUAACAAGGUGAGACAUCUUUGCAUCAGUUUGUCAAGUAAAUUCAUAAAAACAUGCAUAGAACUGUUUCACCGAAAUCCAUAUCUUUAAAUUAUCAUAGCUCUUUUACUCCUUGUCCAAUUUUGAUUUUUUUUUAAUAUACAUUUUUUACAAACUUGUUGCAUGUGAUAGAUUUAUCUUAAAUGGUUACAAGUAUGUAACGAAGGCUUAUCUAAGUAGGUGCAUAUCUAGAUCUAGUUGAUAGCAUAGGCAGACAUAAGUUAGAUCUUAAAAAGGCCGUCAAAGUCCCGGACAAAUACCGCGAAUCGCUGCAGCAGUCGCAUGUAAUUUGACGUUUAAAGUCGUUCCUAAAAAAGCUCUCUCUCGAUCGAUCCACAUAAACACGCAACACAAAAUUCACACUCACGUGUUUAGUUGCCAUGUUCCUCGCAUCGCAAUUAUCAAUUAAUUUAACAAAACAACUCAAUCUGCAACAUAAUUUAACUUACCUUCAUGGAUUUCAGCCAAAGGAAUUAAAUCCAAUCAACAUAUAUCCGAACCCGCCACCAAAUAUAUCGAGCCGAUAUCCAUAGUCCUGAAAAAUGAAAAUGCGCCUGACAUUUUUUUUUAUUUCCCGCGGGUUGUUUGUUUUGUUUUUCCUCGCGACGCGCGCCAGACAAAAGUUUGAUGACACGCGUAUUUAAAUGACGUCCUAGCGCAUUUAUUGUCUCUCACCAAUAGUCUGGUUUUCGCGCGACGCAACACAUAUCAAAGAGACCCUUUUCACAGUUCUUUAUCAUCUCCCGACUUUCACAAGUAUUCCAUCCAUAAUGAACAUUCCGUUGUCAUCAUGAAGAUCAUAUUGAUCUGCUUGAACAUGGUAAUAGUGAUCAUGAUGGCGAGAAUAAGGACACACCACCUAAUUCGUCCGCAUGACGAAUUAAAAUCUAGUUUUUGUUUAUGUUUUAAGGAGUUUGGCCAUCUAAGCUACAGUUGUCCCAAAAAUACCUUGGGAGAUAGAGAACCACCUCCUAAGAAAGAGAAGAAAAAGAAAAGAGAUCAAGAAGAAUCUUCAAAACCGAAGAGAAAAUACUAUGAUUAUGAUGAUGAUGGAGACUAUGAGGAUAGUGACGAUGAUGAACAAGAAGGUGAGGAUCCUAAAUUAGAAAGCUUACAUGCUGCAAUUAACAGCCAGAGAGAAAAAGCUGAAGAAGAAGAGUAUCGACAGAUAGUAGCAUCUGGUAGUUAUGACCUUGCUUCAAGUAGUUUACAACCUAUGGUUAAAAGGCCAAAGGUUAAAAAGAGUGCUUAUUUCAGUGAUGAAGAUGAAAUCAGUGAUUGAGGUAGUGGGUUUGAGGAUCAAACAUUCUGUGACGCUCUCAUUGUGAUGGAACCUCCAAAGAUGAUCUACUGCAUCAAUCCUGGAAGCCAGUGCAGGAGCAUCAUAAAACCCUCAUUAUGCAGGGCUAAAUGAAAGAUGAUGAUGCUGAAACUAUGGGUCCUUCCCCCUGAUGAAGAAACUGAUAUACAGGUGAAUCUAUCUGCCAAAGUCAAAUUUUGUAAAGUCCACGGAACUUUGCUUGACUUUAAAGAGAAAUUCCAGUAGUUGCAGUAAACACUGAUUUCAUGAGAAAGUCUGUAAAACAAGGCUUAAUUGUCAGUAUAUCAUCGAGGAUCUAGAUCUGGUACAGUUACAUAAACUGAACUUUGUGAAAUCUUGAAAUCUACGCUGAAAAAUGUUCACACUGAAGAUCACCAACACAGAUAGGCACACGUGGGACAGUGUAUUAUUAUUGCUAAAAUAAAGACCCGACGGAAGUGACCGAAUCCGCGCUUAUUUUGCUUAUUUCUCAGCAAUUACACAAUUUCUUCCAGAAUCCUUUGGCACAUAUUUUUUAUUCAUACAAACAGACACUUAGGUGGUCAUUAUAUUAGAUUCUGUAAAAAGUCAUUUUAAGAUCGUUACCAAAACUGGAAUUUAUCUUUAAUAGAAGAUGUACAUGUAUGUCUUGCAUGAUCUGGGAUCCGUAACACAAAGCUUAGCAAUGGUCGUAGAACGUUUUUCUACAUUUGAUUGCAUCGACUACAAUGUACACUCAGUCGUGAAAAUCAAGCGUACAAUUAAUGGCUGACCUUUGUGUUAUGGGACCCAGGUCUUGAAAAUUGCUUUGCCCAAUAGAAGGUUGAUUUAUGCGGCUCCACUGUACAUUUGACCUUUAAUUGUAGCAGUAUUAGCUUCCAUGUAAAGCACACACUUCCCAACUGAUCCAUUCAGAUAUCUCCAUCACAAAGGCAUCCUUGAAUCAAAAUUUUCAAGAAAGUUUGGUUAUGGGAAAUUAGAUUUUUAUUGAGUGCAAUGGGUUUGUAGAUGUUUAUUCCAUGUAGUCUGUAGAAAGUGAAUCAAGAUUCAGUGAAAACAGUGAUGAGUAUACAUUGAAUACUAAAUACAACUUAAAGUAAGAAUAUGUUGUUUGCUUACCAAGCAUCACAUAUAGGUGUAUGCAAGCAUGAGAGCAUUACAAUAUCCCCAGGAAGCAGUACACAUAUCAUUUGCAGAUCAGCCUUAUAUGAGCUAUUAUUUGUAGUUCUUUAUUUUUCAUUACAUCUUUUUAUAUUUAUGCAAUGAGUCAGUUAUUACUCAUGACAUUAGUUUUGUUUUGGUAUUGCAACCACCCCCCCCCCAACAAAAGAGUAAGGUUGUCAAAUAAUCGGUAGAUAUUUUUAAGGUAGCUUCAUGCAAAAGCCAAUCAAUCAUGAGGGAUCAUUUCAAUAGUGUGAAAUUCAAUAUUCUGCCCAGCUAGUGCCAAAAAUAGUAGUAUACUUUUAUGAAGCUUUGGAAAUAAUUCAAUUGUAAUUUAUGUUGUAAUUCAUGUGGAAAGCAAUGAUAAUAUGUGUUGACUUACAAGAAGAAUAAUAUUCAAGAGUAAAGGUAUGUGGAGCAACUCUCCAUGAUUUGAGUGUUUCACACCUAAACCAAUUUAUAUUAAUGUCAGUCAUAGCUUGGGACUUCCACACUACAAAGAAAACAACAUCCAAUGAAUUCAGUCUGGUAUGUCAGUGCAUAUACAUAGAUUAUGUUGUUAGAAAUAUGUGAAGCCUCUAGUUAGAAAUUUUAAGGAAAAACAAACAUCAUGCAAACUUGUUAUGUCAUUGUUUUUUUUCUGUCAUGAUGGUAUUACACACUGCUUAAAAAUGGGAAUCCACCUUUGAAAUAUUUGGCUUUUGUCUCACCUGGAUAGCAGAGGGAGACUAUGAAAGGGGAUCCAAAUUCAAACAGGAAUGAGUAGAAAAUCAGACAGAUAUUAAGAACAACAAUUAAUUAGCUCAAAUCAUCACAGAAUUGACGGUUCGAUCUGUCACAGAGAAGAGCUCCAAUUUUCUGCGCCAAUUACACAUAUCCUAAAAACAAUCACAUUAACAAUAUCGAUAUCAUAAUACUUACACUCUCUCCCACCAAAAUACCCCAUAGGGUGUUUUCAUUUAUCUUCAACAAAAUAUUACAUCACAUCAAAACAAAGUACAUUCACACAGAUAUCUUCACUUUAAUUGGUCAGACUGAAUUUUAAAGAAACGCCAUGGAAUUCACAGCAUUAGAUGUAACAAUAUUAUUAUUAUACUUGCUUAGAUAGUGCUUAACACUUCCUUUAUCAGAAGUCUCUAAGUGCUUUACAAUAAUCUGUGCUGCAUUUCAAGGAAUACAUUCCUACCAGGAACCUAUUUACCUCACCUGGGUUGAGUGCUGCACAAUGUGGGUAAAUUUCUUGCUGAAGGAAAACAUGCCAUGGCUAGGACUCGAACCCACGUACCUCAGAUUGAAAGAUGAGAGUCAUAACCACUAGACCACGACGCCCCCUCUUCUACUAAAACAAUCUUGAAUAUAACAACUUCUGAACAGUUGACAGUUAUAUUUACUUAGAACGAUACAUUUUUAAUAAUAUCCCCUCUAAUGUAUUUACUGUUUUAAACUUGGACAAAAUGAUACAUUGUUAUAUGCAAACUAAAUACACAGAAAAAAAGCAACCUAAACAUCUGAAAAGACGUUUAAAAAAGAACCUUGAAGGUGACACAACCUUCACUGGUCAAAGUACAAUUUCAUCACCCCGAGCUGAGACUACAAAUUCAUAUAGUCCCUGUCUGCAGACUCUAGCUGCUGCGAGUUCUGAAAUAAAGCUUGUUGAGAUGUAAAUGGAUAUGGUUAAUGAUACGUGGCAUGUGGUGGUCCAUGAUAACUUGCAUGUGGGUUGGAUGGUGUCAUGUCAUUCCAAUAAUAUGGCCAUGCUCCACUAUGUUGAUUCUCUCCUGUCUUCCAUUACCAUCGCUCUGUUCUCCCUCCUACACUCCUCCUCUUCCAUCUUCCUUUCCCAGUCUCCCUCUGUUGGUACUCCUGCUUCCUUACUGCUUCAUCUGCUAGGUGAUGUCUUUUGCCCAUAUCUUGUAUCUGUUCCUUUACUUCAUUGUGUAAUGUGUGCAGAGCAGCUACAAGCUUCCUUUUGGUAUGUUGUCUUUUGCCCACAUCUUGUAUCUCUUCCUUUACUUUAUUGUGUGAUGUCUGCAGAGCAGCUACAGCUUUGUUUUGGUGUCCGCUUUCCUCUUCAGCUCUUUUUUCUUGCAUUUUUUGUCUUUGGGAUCCUUAACUGAAGGGCUUCAGUGGGGCGUUUCAUCAACAUUUUUGUCCGACAAGUUGUCAGAUCUGACAUCUUUCCUUGAUUUUGAUUGGCAGAGCCGCACUGUUACUAUGGUAACUGUCUGAUAUAAUGGGACUUGUCGGAUAAAACGUCCGACAAGUCCUUUCAUGAAACGCUCCCCAUGUGUGUCCUUAUCUGAUGCAGCACCUAUGCUUGAACUGUCAGCUGAGGACUUUUCAUGGAUUAGUGUCUCAUCAACCUGUGGCUCCUCUUCCACAGCAAUGGCAUGUUGAUUAGGUUCCAGUCGGUCUGAACCAGGGCUUGGAGAGAUACAGAUCUGCUUGAUGUGUUGCCUUUACAUGUCCAUUUACACAUAACAUCCAAAAUAUAAAGUCAUGAACAAUACCCAGAGUCAGACACCAGCACAGCUGAGUGACCAUCAAAAUACAAGAAGUAACAAGUACUGAUAGUUGAUGCAACUAGCAUACAUGUAUUAGCAAAAAUGCUUCAGAAAGUAGCACUCUCAAUGUAUCAAGGAGCAUGUCAAAAACGGGUACACUGUAGAACCUACAUGAGU